Trichoplusia ni (cabbage looper) is the source of this 4446-nucleotide messenger RNA. It is a transcript of the gene alpha-Man-IIb, whose product is annotated as alpha-mannosidase 2. Gene Ontology annotation, molecular function: alpha-mannosidase activity; carbohydrate binding. NCBI's taxonomy places the organism in Eukaryota, Metazoa, Arthropoda, Insecta, Lepidoptera, Noctuidae. The coding region runs from base 193 to 3591 and encodes 1132 amino acids. Gene Ontology annotation, biological process: mannose metabolic process; protein deglycosylation; N-glycan processing. The transcript is spliced from 8 exons. The record is from RefSeq and is a predicted model, not a curated record. Gene Ontology annotation, cellular component: Golgi membrane.
UGCCACUUCCCAAUCGGUAUUCCAGCCGUGGAUUGGUUAGAGUACGCAGUGGCGUCUGGCUGCUGCUUGUUAGCGUGUUAACGUGAGAUUCUAACUUAUACUGCAGAGAAAUAAAUUAUCGAGUUUAUUUCAAGUGACAUAAAAUGUAAAACAUCGUCUAUUAUAAAAUUGUGACCAAUAAAACAUUUCACAAUGAGGACCAGAGUUCUUCGUUGCCGGCCCUUCUCAACCCGUAUCCUGGUGUUGAUGCUCUUUGUCCUGGCUUUUGGGGUCUACUGCUACUUCUACAACACAUCUCCUCAAGACUACACCAAGCCAAGGAGCAGCCUUAUCGGCAGCAACGAAGAGAUCAACUUGAAAUCGCCGCCGUUUUUCCAUGAACUGAUUCGACAUGACGAGCCUACCCCGGAACAGUGCCCAGCGUUGAAGGAGAGCGUCGCCGACAUCGACACUGUUGCCAUUUACCCUUCGUUCGAAUUCCAGCCAAGCUGGUUGCGUACAAAGGAAUUUUGGGACAAGUCCUUUGAGGAACGAUAUGAAAAGAUACACAACGAUACCCGCCGGCCUAGAUUGAAGGUUAUUGUGGUACCGCACUCUCACAACGACCCCGGAUGGCUGAAGACCUUCGAGCAGUACUUCGAGUGGAAGACGAAGAGCAUCAUCAACAACAUCGUCCACAAACUGUAUCAGUACCCGAACAUGACCUUCAUCUGGACAGAGAUAUCAUUCCUGAACGCUUGGUGGGAGAGGUCGCAUCCUGUCAAACAAAAGGCAUUGAAGAAGUUGAUUAAAGAGGGUCGACUUGAGAUCACCACCGGCGGAUGGGUGAUGCCCGACGAAGCUUGCACUCAUAUCUACGCGCUAAUCGACCAGUUCAUUGAAGGUCAUCAUUGGGUAAAAACGAACCUCGGCGUCAUCCCGAAGACCGGUUGGUCGAUCGAUCCAUUCGGUCACGGACCAACGGUGCCUUACUUGCUGGACAAAAGUGGCCUGGAGGGAACAAUUAUUCAAAGAAUUCAUUACGCUUGGAAACAAUGGCUGGCCGAACGACAGAUCGAAGAGUUUUAUUGGAUGGCAGGAUGGGCGACCAAGAAACCGUCAAUGAUUGUACAUAACCAACCCUUUGAUAUCUAUUCGAUUAAAAGUACGUGUGGCCCGCACCCCUCCAUCUGCCUCAGCUUCGAUUUCCGAAAGAUUCCCGGCGAAUAUUCGGAAUAUACCGCUAAACACGAAGAUAUCACUGCGCUUAAUUUGCAUACCAAGUCGAAAACCUUGGUCGAGGAGUACGAUCGCAUCGGUUCCCUUACCCCUCAUAAUGUAGUGUUGGUGCCCCUGGGAGACGACUUUAGAUAUGAAUACGGCAUUGAGUUCGACGCGCAAUACAUUAAUUACAUGAAAAUGUUCAAUUAUAUAAAUGCCAACAAAGAUGUGUUUAAUGCAGAAGUACAGUUCGGAACGCCAUUGGAUUAUUUUAAUGCCAUGAAAGAGAGACAUCAAAAUAUACCCACGUUAAAAGGCGACUUCUUUGUAUAUUCGGAUAUCUUUAGCGAAGGCAAACCUGCUUAUUGGUCUGGUUACUAUACUACAAGGCCUUAUUUGAAAAUUCUCGCUCGCCAAUUUGAACAUCAACUUCGGACGUCUGAAAUUUUAUUCACACUCGUCGCAAACUAUAUCAAACAGGCGGGUAGUCAAGGACUUGUAGCUUCUGAAAAGAAGUUAGAGAAAUCAUACGAACAACUUAUUUACGCAAGAAGAAAUCUGGGUCUGUUCCAACAUCACGAUGCCAUCACUGGUACAUCUAAAGCCAGCGUAAUGUACGAUUAUGGAACCAAGUUGUUCACCAGCUUGUAUCACUGUCUCCGCUUACAAGAAGCUGCUCUCACUACUAUUAUGAUUCCCGAUCACACCUUGCACUCGCAAAGUAUUCUACAAAGCGAAGUUGAAUGGGAAACAUACGGAAAGCCAGUUAAGAAGUUGAAAGUGUCCUACGUGGAUAAGAAAAAAAUUGUUCUCUUCAACCCGUUGGCAGAGAUCCGGACUGAAAUCAUUUCGGUGCGUGCAAAUACGUCAAACAUUCGAGUUUAUGACACGCGCAAGAAACAACGUGUUAUGUACCAGAUAACGCCAAGCAUCGAUGUGCUUGAUAAUGGCAAGCGAGUUGUAAGCGAUGUUAGCUUCGACGUUAUGUUCGUAGCUACUAUCCCGCCACUAACAUCGAUAACGUUCAAUCUAGAAGAGCACACAAAUAAGUCCGCUCAUUGCGUUAUUUUCUGCAACAAUUGUGACGAGACACCAAAGUCUGAGGUAUUCACCACCAAGAAAAUGAUGCCUGGUGAUAUACAACUAGAAAACACAGUGCUGAAGCUUCUUGUCAAUAGAAACACUGGAUUUUUGCGACAGGUGUACCGAAAGGACAUAAGGAAGAAGACUGUCGUAGACGUUCAAUUUGGGGCAUAUCAAAGUGCACAAAGACACUCUGGAGCCUAUCUUUUCAUGCCGGACUACGAUUCUCCUGAGAAAAAUGUACUCCAUCCUUAUUCCAGCUCGAAUUCCAUGCAAGACGACAACAUAAUCAUUGUGUCUGGGCCAAUAUCCACCGAAAUUACAACAAUGUAUCUGCCAUUUUUAGUCCACACCGUGAGAAUUUAUAACGUCGAAGAUCCAGUGCUCUCUCGCGCGAUUCUCAUUGAAAAUGUUGUUGAUUUCGAAAGUCCACCAAAAAAUAGAGAAACGGAGUUGUUUAUGCGACUACAGACUGAUAUACAAAACGGGGAGCCUCCGGAAUUUUACACCGAUCAGAACGGAUUCCAAUAUCAAAAACGAGUGAAAGUUGACAAACUUGGCAUCGAAGGAAAUUACUACCCAAUAACGACUAUGGCGUGGCUUCAAGAUGAGGAGACUAGACUGACUCUGAUCACCAACCACGCACAAGGCGCCGCUGCCUUUGAACCUGGGCGCUUGGAAGUGAUGCUCGACCGGCGAACUCUGUACGAUGACUUUAGAGGCAUCGGUGAGGGAGUCGUCGAUAACAAACCGACCACAUUCCAAAACUGGCUUUUACUUGAGUCGAUGCCCGGCGUCACACGAAAUAAGAGAGACACGAGCGAGAAAGGAUUUAAGUUCGUAAACGAACGUCACUUCAGCCCUGACCAAAAGGAGAGCGCAUAUCAACUACCAUCUCAGACCGCUGAAUACUUGAGCCGGUCGAUGAAUUACCCCGUCAAUGUGUUCUUGCUGGACACGAGCGAAGUGGGUGACAUUGAAGUGAAAUCAACUCAAUCGUUUCUGCAAAACUUCCCUGCCGGGAUACACCUGCUGACCCUGCGUACUAUCACCGACGACGUCCUGGAACUGUUCCCCAGUUCCGAGUGCUACAUGGUCCUGCACAGACCUGGCUAUAACUGCGCUGUCGGAGAGAAGCCCAGGAAGAAGUCCGCCAAGUUCUCGUCCAAGACCAGGUUCAGUGGCCUCAACAUACACAACAUCACUUCGAUGAGUCUGACCGGCCUGAAGAAGUACCGCGCUCUCACUGGCUUGAGCGACAUCGAGAUAGACCCGAUGGAAGUAAAAACAUUUAAGAUCAGGUUUUAAAGACUGUUAGUAGUAAAUAGGUGUAACACAUUUGUAAUUUUAUAAUAAUUUACAAACUUCUAGUGAACUUACUUGCCAGAACACGCUUCGGCAAAGCUUAUGAUAUUUAAAUGAAGUUAGUAGAAGGUGAAACAUUGAUGUUACUCUAGAAUAGUUUCAUCUUAACCGACCGCGUAAGUAUAUCACUAUCUAUUAGUGGAAUAGUUUUCGAUUUUCACACAAUACGCACUCACAUUGAUUCAUAGUAGUUUGCCCUGUUAAACCUUGAUAUCAUAUUGAAAUAUAAUAAUUUAUUUUCGUCGACCUGAUUAUGUAACUAUUUAAGUUUAGUGCAAAUCUCGACUACUAGUUAAAUCUACCUCAGGACCAAAUGUUAUACUUGUUCAUCUAUUGAUUCUAUAAAAAUGAUUAAUUAUAAUAGUUCAAUUAAUUAUAGUCUAUUUGAAUCUAUGAAUAAAUUAUUGUUCUUUAAAGCAUUCUUUUGUAUAAUAAUUAUUUAACAUACAUCGUAACGUUUAAGUUGCGGCUGUUGCUCUUCGUUUGUAUUCCAACUUUCAGUCAUAAUAUAAUUUGUUACAUUCAUAAUAGGUUGCUGUGAUAAGCGUUCAUGACAUGACUAAAAUAUUUUUUUGAUGAUUUAUAUUUUAGUUACCGAUUUAGUAAAAUUAAAUUCGUGUUUGCUGUUGUUUAAUUGUCUUAUUGGCGUUUCUUUUUUCUGUAAUUAAAGUCAGUUUUUUUUUUGUAUCGGACUGUUGGUAUGUUCUGUAUGUUUGUAACAAAGGUUGUGUUUCUUAUUUUUUGAAAUGAUUUAACUUUAAGUUUAAAAGUGAUAUUUGAGUUACAUUUAAUAUAGUA